AAUAUUUUGAUUAACUAGUAAUUUAAUAUAUCAUCAAGAAAUGACAAAGAAAACCAAAAAAGGAGCAAACAUACCACCAACCGAUCACUCUUCCGAUGAGAAAUCAACUCUAUUGCACAAAUUUGAUGCUCUCGAUGACAUUGAAAUUAUAGGGAAGAACUUGAUGAAUGUUAGAAUAUCAGCACUGUUGGCCUUCUAUAAACAGUAUUUGAAAGAGCAACAGGAAACAGAGAGGGCAAUAAUGUUGCAAAAGAAGAGUCAAAAUUCAUCUUGUCAAAUUCCUGACUUGUAUGAUAUUUAUGAAAUGUUUCCACACAUUCCAUCCAAACGUAUCAAUGUAUUAUAUCACGAAGUUUGUAAUAAUCAUGUGGAAGGAUUGGUUGAUGUCUUGUUAACUCUUGAUCCGAAUGAUUUACAAUACACGGAAGAUAUUGUUGAAGACAAUUCUUCUGAAAUUGAUACAUAUGUAAAUAAUUAUGCUACAGAUUUGAAGAGAUUUGACAUGGCAACUGUAGCCAACCAAUAUUUAGAUCCUGCUGUUUCUGAUCUAGAAAAGGAUUAUCUGCAAGCUGUAAAGAUUAGAAAAAUGGCAUUCGAAGAGUAUGGAAUUUAUGAGGAGGUUGAAAUUCAUGAAGAAUCACAACCAAACAUGGAUGAAAUGAAUGAUGCAGAAAAGGAAUGGUAUUAUGAAAUGAAAUUAAAGAAGGAAAAAUUAAAAAAGGAACGAGAAUUCAUUUUGAAAAAGAUGAGAGAAGAGAAAAUGUCCAGAAACACCAGAUACUAUUGUAAAGGAGAAGAGGAAUUACUGAAUAGUACCUCAAACGAAAUCAAGAGAUAUCAAUUUACUAGAAAUAUAACAUUUGAUUUCGAAGCAGAGUAUUUCCACUUUAGAAUUGUAGAAUCACACUUUGAUAGACUCAUGAAUAGGCAAAUUUAUGGUUAUCAAGGAUAUCAACAACCAUAUCAUAUUUCAGAUGUAGAGUACAUUGUAAAUCCUGAAUGUUUUAGAAAAUUCUAUGCUUGCAAGAAGGAACUCGCCAAGAAACACAACUUUUUAUACGAAUCCAUGAAUUGCUACUUGCUAUUCCAUGGUACAUCUGAUGUAAAUAUGGAAAAUAUUAUCAAGACAAAUUUCAUGUUGAGUAAGGUUGGUUCCAGUACCGAUAAGGGAUUCUAUGGUGGAGGUUUCUACUUUUCAGAAAAUCCUAGCAUGUCCAUUUCAUACUCGAGAGGAAAUCCAAACCUGCUGGUUUGUAUGGUAAUGGUUGGAAAGGCCUUCCACAUGACAAAUGUUCAACUGGGAAGAGAUUUAGAAAAGGGGCACGAUAGUCAUGUCAGUCCUGAUGGAUGUUCUGAGGUGAUUAUUUUCAAUCCUGACCAAGUUAUUCCAAUGUACAAGGUUAAGUAUGCUGCUGGUCCUCCUACUUUUGAUAACAAACCAAGACAUUAAUAGAAAUAAAAGUAAGUGUGUAUAAUAUUUC
Molecule: messenger RNA, 1481 nt
Organism: Naegleria gruberi
Lineage: Eukaryota; Heterolobosea; Eutetramitea; Acrasida; Naegleriidae
Product: PARP-domain-containing protein
Exons: 3
Coding region: 41-1450 (469 amino acids)
Molecular function (GO): NAD+ poly-ADP-ribosyltransferase activity
Source: RefSeq, a predicted model, not a curated record